AUGACAGAGUUUGAUUUCACCACACAAGUUACGAAGACACUACAGAUAAAUCGGAAAGAACAAAAUCAGAAUGCAGAAACUCUCUCGCGAUUACUAGAUUCGAGAUUCCGUGCAAAUGAAACCUUGAAAAAUAUCAAUAUAGAACUCCUCGUCUCGGUCGGAGGAUCUACGAGCCGAUUAAGAUCUACCUCUUCUGAAAGAAGUGAAGUUGCACUUUCUUCCGUACUUGUUGCUCGAAAGUUGAAUCUAGCGAAAGAGAGAGCCAAAAAAACAAAGCAUUGCAUUCAAGGAGCACUGAGUAAACAAGAAAUUCUAAGAAAGCUAAAAGUUAGUCUUAUUGCUGGAGACUUGGCUGGAGCAUUACAGCAGUCGGUGGAAUUCAGCAGCCUCCGAGAAAUCUCCAUUCAAAACUUCAUUCCAUCGCAAAAUUCUUUCGAGAACGAACUCUCAGUCAUUAAGAACGAUGUGGAAUCAAUAUUAAACAAGAAAAUAGAGCUCAUUUUGAAUGAUGCUACCUUCAGUGAAGGUGACUUCUUCUUCAACUACAUUGAAAUUGCCUCUAAGAUUGGUGGCGCUGAAAAAGUUGUUCAAUACUUAUCCAAAUAUACCCAGAUUCAUGUAUGGAAGAACUACGAGAAUAUUAUCACAGUAUGUGAAGGGCCUGAAGAUGUUUUUCGUAGAUGUUUUCUGAAUUCAAUCACGUGCCUAUUUGAUAAUACUCUUGAAAUAUUAGACAAGAAAUGUAGAAGCUUGACUUCAAUUUUGUAUGAGAAUUUGGUCUCUGAAUAUGUUCUCUUAUGCCACGAAGAAUGCAGUAAAGUUCUUCAAAAAAUUUUGAUGAUGUAUCUAAAUCGAAGGAAAUUUGAUCGCGAUGUACUUCAAGCAGAGAUCAUGGAGAGAAGUUGUGCCUUACCUGCUCAUGACAUUGAUAUCUUUCUGGAAGAGUUGUCUGGACUAUGUGCUCAGUAUGAGCAGUACCGAAGAAUAUAUUGUUCGAAAAUUACCGAAAUUUGCGACAAUACAAUAUUUCGUCUUAAUCCUGACAAGCUGUAUGAGAAUAAAUUGAAAGAUUUUGAGAAAAUUUAUGAAAUUUAUUGCUCACUCGAAUUUCUUUACAUAAAAAAAAGUAUUUACAUCGCGUUCAAUGUCGAGGAGUAUGGGAAUUUUCUUACGAGCUCAAUCGUUGACGAUGUUCUAUACAUUUCGGAGCGUAGCAUUAAACGAGCGAUACAAACAGUUUCAUAUGAAUGUGUUAGCUCUGUUCUAGACUCAGUGAACUCUGCUUUUACUUGCCACGUGUUUCCUGAGCUCUCAGGUAGAAUAACAAGGCAGGCAAGUUGCAUAAAAACGGAUCAACUCGUUGAUGCAAUCGAAUUUCACCAUGUUUCUGCUGGAAAUACCCAGGCGAAAUUAGAAUUUCACGCUUUUAUUCGAUCAUUGAAUGAUAUAGAUGCUAUGAGCGAAGUAAUACUGAAGUUAGAUGAAUUGCUUAUUUCUGGAGAAAUGCAUGGUAAAAUCAAGGAAGAAGAGUACAUAUUAAAUUGUACCAGAAACCUUAAGGAGUCUUCGUUACAAUUUAAAAAUCUUUGUUCUAAAAUGGUUGACAUUGUUUCAAAUGCUUUUGUUGAUAUAUUUGGUACGUGUCUUCAGAUCUUAACUGCAACUUCAUACGAACUUGCUCAUGAUAAGUAUGAAGAUAAUCACAACAAUUGGAUUGGGCAAAUCAUUGUAGUUUUUCAGAAAAUCACUGAAAAUUUAGUUCCCAUAAUGUCAUCCUCAAACUUUAGCAAAGUUGUGCAUCAAAUCCUUGAAGAUCUUUCAAGACGCAUUGAGAUGAUUGUCAUGACGCGAUUGCGGUUCAAUCAUCUUGGAGGUCUUCAUUUUGAACGAGAAAUCCGGAAAUUAGUUGCAAACUUAACAAGUUUGAUGCAGUGCCAAAUGCGUGAUAUUUUUUCACGUCUGAAUCAAAUUGGAAUGGUACUGAGCUUCGAGACAUUCGACGAAAUAAUGGACUAUUGGGGCGAUCGCUCAGGAUUGUUGACUUGGCGUAUCAAUAGAUCUGAGGUCAAAAGAAUUCUCUCACUGCGAGUAGAUUUUAGGUUAGAUUCCAUUGAAGCCUUACAGUUAUAA
Molecule: messenger RNA, 2130 nt
Organism: Bathycoccus prasinos
Lineage: Eukaryota; Viridiplantae; Chlorophyta; Mamiellophyceae; Mamiellales; Bathycoccaceae
Gene: COG4
Product: Conserved oligomeric Golgi complex component 4
Exons: 1
Coding region: 1-2130 (709 amino acids)
Source: RefSeq, a predicted model, not a curated record